Messenger RNA from Cetraspora pellucida, 128 nucleotides. The record is from the annotation of a GenBank genome assembly. Lineage: Eukaryota; Fungi; Glomeromycota; Glomeromycetes; Diversisporales; Gigasporaceae.
AACUGGAGUUAUUUGUGGACAUACUUGUUGUCAGCCUAAAGAAUGCCAUGAACAUUGGAAGGCUAGAAAGCGUUUUUCUUGCAAAGUUUGUGACUUCAGGAAAAGGCUCAGAAGCUUCUACUUUAUAA